AUGGCCAAAGCGCGAUCACGACGGAUGCCAUCGGUCGGCUCCAGCGGACCUGGGAACAUGAGCUACUCGCGGAAUGCCGCGCCCGUCGCCGCGGAGCUGACCGACGACCAGCGGGCAGAAAUACGCGAAGCGUUCGAGCUGUUCGACACCGACAAGGACGGCGCCAUUGAUUACCACGAACUGAAAGUCGCGAUGCGCGCGUUGGGAUUUGAUUUGAAAAAACCAGACGUGCUCAAGAUCCUCCGUGAAAACGACGCGAGUGGAUCGGGGCUCAUGGAAUGGAAAGAUUUUGAACGUAUCAUGGUCGAUCGCAUUGCCAGCCGUGACCCGCGCGAGGAAAUUCAGCGUGCUUUUUCUCUGUUCGACGACGAUGGGACAGGGAAAAUCAGUGUGCGCAACCUGAAACGCGUGGCCAAAGAACUGGGCGAGAACAUUGACGAGGAAGAGCUCCAAGCGAUGAUUGAUGAGUUCGAUCUGGAUCAGGACGGAGAGAUUGAUGCGCGCGAGUUUGAGCAAAUCAUGAUGGACGACCCGUAG
This is a messenger RNA of Malassezia vespertilionis, 537 nucleotides long. RefSeq names its product Calcium-binding component of the spindle pole body (SPB) half-bridge (gene CDC31). The record is from RefSeq and is a predicted model, not a curated record. Gene Ontology annotation, biological process: spindle pole body duplication. The transcript is spliced from 3 exons. NCBI's taxonomy places the organism in Eukaryota, Fungi, Basidiomycota, Malasseziomycetes, Malasseziales, Malasseziaceae. Gene Ontology annotation, molecular function: calcium ion binding; microtubule binding. Gene Ontology annotation, cellular component: half bridge of spindle pole body; mitotic spindle pole body. Bases 1 to 537 code for a protein of 178 amino acids.